AGUCCCGGCCGCGGUGCGCAGCGGCGAUGGCGGGCGAGUGGGGCCCGGCGGAGCAGUGGCGCGCGGCGCUGCCGCAGCACGCGGUGCUGAGCCGCCUCCGCGAGCGCCUGGCGCCCUCCGCCUCGGGCGCGGAGCGGCCACCCCUGAGCCGCGGGCUCCUCUGCGGGCUCGGGACCGACCUGCUGCUCUGGGACGGCGAGAGGGGCGCCCUCCGCGCCAUCGGCCUCCGCCGCCUCGGCGGGAGCGACCCCGCCGCCCUCAGCCGGUACCAGACCCUUCUCUGCAUCAACCCCCCUCUGUUUGAGGUUUAUCAGACGCUGUUAAGCCCCGUGCAACAUCAUGUGGCGCUCAUCGGCACGAAGGGGCUCAUGGUGCUGGAGCUGCCUAAACGCUGGGGGAAGAAUUCCGAGUUUGAAGGCGGGAAAUCCACAGUGAACUGUAGGACUGUUCCUAUUGCAGAAAGGUUCUUCACAAGCUCAACAUCUCUGACUUUAAAGCAUGCUGCCUGGUAUCCCUGUGAGACAUCAGAGCCCCAUAUCGUGCUCCUCACUUCAGAUAACACUAUAAGGUUUUACAAUCUGAAGGUGCCUCAGACACCGGUCAAAGUGAUUGCUCUUUCAGACACCGAGGAGGAGACAUUAACGAUCAAAAAAGGGAGAGCCUACACAGCAUCACUGGGAGAGACUGCCGUGGCAUUUGACUUCGGCCCGCUGGUGCCGGUCCCAAAGAGCAUUCUUGGCCAGCGAGGGAGUGAAGAAGUGCUGGCCUUUCCGCUCUACAUAUUGUAUGAAAAUGGAGAGACGUUCCUCACCUAUAUCAGCCUCCCGCAGAGCACCGGCAACCUUGGCAAGCUGCUGGGCCCGCUGCCCAUGCACCCUGCGGCAGAGGACAACUACGGCUACGACGCCUGUGCUGUCCUGUGCCUGCCUUGCGUUCCUAACAUCCUGGUGAUUGCCACCGAGUCCGGAAUGCUCUAUCACUGUGUGGUACUGGAUGGGGAGGAGGAUGAUGAGCAGUCAGAAAAGUCAUGGGACCCAAGAGCCGAUCUUAUUCCUUCCUUGUACGUAUUUGAAUGUGUUGAGCUGGAACUUGCACUGAAACUGGCAUCAGGAGAUGAGGAGGAGCCUCUGGAGUCUGAUUUUUCUUGCCCAAUCAAACUUCAUCGAGAUCCAAAAUGCCCCUCUCGGUACCACUGCACCCACGAAGCUGGUGUCCACAGCGUGGGGCUGACCUGGAUCGACAAACUGCACAAAUUCCUCGGUUCAGAUGAAGAAGACAAAGACAGCUUACAGGAGUUGGGAGCAGAACAGAAAUGCUUUGUUGAACAUAUUCUAUGUACAAAACCAUUGCCAUGCAGGCAACCUGCUCCCAUCAGAGGAUUUUGGAUCGUUUCUGACAUCCUGGGGCCCACAAUGAUCUGCAUCACAAACACUUAUGAGUGCAUUACGAGGCCUCUCUUGAGUGCAGUCCAUCCUGCGUCCCCUCCCCUGCUGUGCACCAGAGAUGACAAAGAUGAUGCCGUUUCCCCUCUCCGUGUCCUGGCUGAGUCAAAGCAUUCAUUUGAGAAGCACAUCCGAAACAUCCUGCAGCGCAGUUCUGCCAAUCCCGCGCUUUUGAAAUCUGCUGAUAAGGACGCCGCUCCUCCCCCUGAAGAAUGCCUUCAGCUUCUCAGCAGAGCCACGCAGGUGUUCAGGGAAGAAUACAUCCUUAAACAAGACCUGGCAAAGGAGGAAAUCCAGCAAAGAGUGAAACUGCUGUGGGGACAGAAAAAGAAACAACUGGAAGAUCUUAAUUACUAUCGAGAGGAAAGGAAAAGUUUGCGGGAAAUGGCGGAGCGCUUGGCUGACAAGUACGAGGAGGCCAAGGAGAAGCAAGAGGACAUCAUGAACAGGAUGAAGAAAGUUCUCCGGAGUUUCUACUCUCUGCUUCCUGUUCUAUCAGACAGCGAAAAAGACAUGAAGAAGGAAUUGCAGACGAUCCAUGACCAGCUACAGCACCUGAGCAACGCCAUCAGACAGGUUAAGAUGAAGAAGGAAUACCAGCAGCAGAAGAUGGAGAAGGGCAGCAGUCCCCGCCAGCGCAGCAUCAGCCUCAGCGCCUACCAGAGCAAGUGUAUCCAAACCGUCCUGAAGGAGGAGGGAGAACACAUCAGGGAGAUGGUGAAACAGCUCAAUGACAUCAGAAGCCAUGUGAACUUCUGACGUGGCCACAGUGAGGAACCCGCACCCGUGAGGCUGGAUGAGCUUUAAUUUCCCUUGGCCCUUUCCCCUUGUACAUUUAACAUUUCUACGCUGAACAAUAGCCCUUUUGCUUAUUAUUUUGUAAAGAAGGACUGAAAUAAAAUACUUUUGAUAAGACGCCUUACAUGCCGAG
Molecule: messenger RNA, 2373 nt
Organism: Cuculus canorus (common cuckoo)
Lineage: Eukaryota; Metazoa; Chordata; Aves; Cuculiformes; Cuculidae
Gene: NUP88
Product: nucleoporin 88
Exons: 17
Coding region: 27-2201 (724 amino acids)
Biological process (GO): ribosomal large subunit export from nucleus; mRNA export from nucleus; ribosomal small subunit export from nucleus
Cellular component (GO): nuclear pore
Molecular function (GO): structural constituent of nuclear pore
Source: RefSeq, a predicted model, not a curated record